AUAAACCCGAUCGGCACCGGGCAUCGCGCUCGCGGCUGGCCCGCGACGCUGCGACUUGUUCGAUAAAUCGCAGCCAGUCAGUGAGUCUCCAGUGUGCGUGGCGCGUGCUGCUUACUCCCUUCGUGCGUGUGCAGUCGUCCGAACUCUCGUCCUCAACGCCGCCGCAACAACCUUUGUCUCUUUGUGCCGCCGCCGCCGAAACACGAACAACAAACAAGCAAGCAAACAAGUGCGUAACACGAAAAACCGCCGAGGAUUAUCACAGGCGUGCGCCGAGCGAAAGAAAAACACAAUCUCCACACGAAAAAAAAACAACAAAGUUUGCACACACACAGUUUUUUGUUGUUGCGCCGAAUUCGUAACUCAUCAUCAUCGAAAGGCGCGCGCGCGCGACGUUGAUUUUUUUGUUCGUGCGGCGCGCAGCGUGCAAUUGCAUACGUGUUCCCAGUUCGUCGUCGACGGCACACACGCAUACUCCGCGCUGUGUUUUGUUGUGCGUUACCUGGAAUCGAGAAAAGUUUCGCGACAAGUAAAAAUAUCACAACAACGUAACAACAAGUGCUGCUGCUCUGCGCAUUGUACUCUUGCGGGCAAAUAUGAACGCUUCAUUAUUCACGUUGCUUAAGGCCGCCGAGUUUAUCGAGAGACGCGAUAGAGGACUGGAACAUGGUUACGCAUCGACGCGACCGAUGCCCGACGAUCUCAGAAAUCCGAUGAAAAGGCCAAAGACGAAAAAAUCUCAGGGAAGCAGUUUCUGUUCCAGGACGUCGCAUAACGAACUGGAAAAGCACAGACGCGCACACCUGCGGCACUGCCUGGAUGAUCUCAAGGUGAUAGUGCCCUUGGGACCCGAAGCAUCCAAACAUACUACCUUAGGUCUCCUCACGAAAGCACGCCGAUUCAUAAAGAGUUUAGAAGAUAGAGAUAAGAGGAAGGCGCUGAUAAAGGAGACGCUCAGCAGGGAGCAGCGGUACCUGCGGCGGAAACUGGACGCGCUCGCGAAGAGUCAGGGCUGCUCGCCGACGACGGCGGCGGCGGCGCUGGCGGCGUCCAAGCGGCGCUCCGUGUCCGAGUGUUCGUCGUCGACGAUAUCGAGCAGCCACUCGUCGUCGACGACGUCGUCGCACUCGUCGGCGCCAUCGCCGAUCUCGGAGACAGGUGAGUCCGGCUACUCGUCAUCACCACUUCCUAGCCCAACACUGCUCGCGGCGCGCCACCCGCCACCACCUCCGCCCGGCGACGAUCACGCCUAUCACAGGCACACGGCGGACGUGUUCGAUUACGAUGCACCUGAUGAGGUGGACGUGAUCGGUUAUACGAGCACGCAGAGCGACACCGACGACCACUCGAGCGUGCAAUCGGCAUCGAGCGACAGCGGCGUGACGAUGUCCACCAGCCGCCUGACGCUCUCGGAGAUCCGAGACGUCUACAUGUAGACGCGGCGGUGCAUGGUGGACAAGCCUGCGGUGGCGGCGUAGCCGCCGUCCGGCUACACAAGCAAACGCAGGCGAACGUCGAUGCGAUGUGCGAUCAUACGCGACCAGAGCCAGUCCUCUAGUCAACGAAAAAUUUAUUAAAACAUUGCAAACAAAACCGACACACACCUACACACAACUCCCACACAUAAACACACGAAACACACUCGGUUACAAGAAAUGAAUUAAAGUAAAAAGUAAAAAACCAAACAGAAACUAAAAAUCGAAAUUCUUGGCAUUAAAAUGAGAAAAGAAACAAAAAUAUUAUUAUUAUAUUAAUUAUUAUCUAUGAUUAUUAAUGUAUAUUGUAAAUACAAGUAAAUUAAUUAUUUCCAAAUUAUGAGGAAGGUACGGAGAGCGCGAGAGCGGCUGAGGAAGAGUAUGAGAUAUAUAUUAGAAUAGUCUAACGAUAAAAAAAAGUCGACAGUCAAACUGUCGCCAUCUUGUCUUAUUAGAUAAAGGGAAAUCUUUAAAAAAAUACAAAUUGCCGUUCAAAUAAUGGGGUGAAACCAAACAUAACCAAAAAAAAAAAUUAAUAAAAAAAUAAUAAAAACGCACUCAACGAAAUUCCGUUCAAAAAAACCACACGCAAGCAUUGCAAAUGUUUGCUCUCUGAUUGGUGUAUGUAUUGUACUAGUAAAUGAAUAUUUCAUGCGAACACGAUUGAAUUUUUCUGGAAAAAAAUAUUGUCCCGCAAUCAGUUGAAAAUUGUAAUCAUCCACACACACUUACACACAUACCCCACACACACACAAAUGUAACAAAAACAAAAAAACUGCGAAAACUGCAAAAAAAAUCAAAGCAAAAGAUGGAUGAAAAUUUCUUCGUAUUCUAUAUUAGUUUAAAUUAAUUAUAUAUAUAGUUUUAUGUUAAAUUAAUUAAAACCCCCAGCGCCCCCCGCAAAUCAAGAGGAACAAAAUAUUUAAUACCUUUAAAUAUUAUAUUUUAUCUAUUAUAUUAAUUGCCGUGACGGGAAGUAAAUUUUAAAUUUUAAAACAAAAAGAAAUUGAUUGCGCAUGCGCGGUAGGGAUGCGCGAGCCACCCCGCCAUCUACAUGGCUACAAAACAAACAGAUCUCCGGCUCGUUUGCGUCCCCGCCGCUGCACACACACACGUAUCUAAUUGUUUUGUUGUUGAUGUUGAUGAUGUUGAAAAUUAUGAUUUUUACGCAAAACACUGAAAUACACACCUUGAGCUAUACUAAAUUAAGAACUGUGCGGGUCGCAACAUCCCCGCCCGCACGCAAAGAGUACAAAUUCUUUAUAAAAUAAAGUAAAAGCAUACAAACAAACAAAAAAGUAACAAAAUAAUAAUCGCGAGAAGACACAGGAGAAAUAAUAACACGCGCAUGGGGUUCCCGCCGGCUUGAUAAGGCGGGAACCUCGGCCAAUUUAUAUUUUUUGACGCGGGCACCGGACGCGCGCCGGACACACAUGAUUCUCUCAUAUAUAGUUUGUAAAACACGACGCGCCGCCGAUUGUCUCUUUUGGCGGCGUGCUGCGUUGUGUUUUGUGUUUUUGGAUUUGUAAACAAAAGCGAAACCGGAAAAAUGAAUCCGCGCUGCGCCGUUCGUCGUCCCAGCGAGAACUGAGCCUCUAAAAAGUAUGGUGUGAGUGCGUGUGCGUGUUUCGAGAGCUUGACAGGUGAUUGCACGGGUACUGAUAAUAAUAUAAAAUAUAAAAUAACCACCGACACACACACACGAAAUAUUCAAAUGGAACGUGCGCGCGGUAGCGAAACGAAUGAAACACAAAAAAAAUUCACAAACGAAACAAAAACCAAAAAAAUGCAUAAAAUAAAUAAAUGAAAAACACUGACACACACACACAUUAAGUAUAAUAUUACAAAAAGCAUUAAUAAUAAUUACAAUACUAUGCAAUUAAUUGAAUUGAAUGCGUUGGAUGGCGUUUUCGAUGAUGUUGAUGCUGCACGUUUGUUGCCGUGGGGUCCAAUGAGGGAAUUAUUUUUGUACGACGGCGAGAGAAGUUUCUGCGGUGGUCAGGAGAUGAAAAACCAACGCCAGGCGGGCAGCGCGAUGCGCGAUAUUACAAAAUGGCGGCUCGAAAACGCCGACGCAUCCAUUUACAAAAUACAAUACAAGUACAUAGAUUAUAAACGAUUACAAAAUACAAAACGAGUAAAAAAAAUCCAAAAAAAUCUUAAUUAUUAAAUAAAUAUAUAUUGAAACAAAAACGUGGAAGGUAAACAAUGAAGAAAUGGAGAAUAAAGAAAAAAAUAACCACAAAAAUACAAAAAAAGUUUCUAUAAAUGUCUGCUUCUCUUAGUCUACAGUUUGCAAAUGAUGAUAAAUCAAUAGGAUUUUUUCUGUGUUCUAACCUUAACGAUUAUAAAUUAAAUAAAUUACAUUACAAGUACAAUAAACGGUGGGCAACCAACAAUACAUGGCGGGCGACACACACUCAUUCAACUCUUUGUCUUAUCAACGUCUCGUAGCAAGCAACACUCUCGUAUGUAUUCGGAUUUGAUCGGCGAUGAGAGAGGUUGAGUUUUUUCGGAUUCACCUACACACAAUUUUGAGCGCUUUGUUUUUGUGUUGUUGUUGAGGAGUGUAAAAAAAGUAAUUAAUGUGUAUAUAUUAAAGCAAAUACUAAGCAAAUUGAUUAUUGAAAAAUAAGCGAUUGACUACUGACUGAAUUUACGAAAGAAUUUAAAAAUACACACCACCACCAUUGCGACACUUGAAGAGAGUGGAGAGCGAUGGAAUUAUAAAAAAGGGGGCUGCUUCGGAAACACUUGUCCACUUGUUUGAUGUGCGUGUAUGUUGAAAUUUCUAGCUGAAAGGGAGGGGAAAUGUUUGUUCACGGUUUACGAGUAAUGACAAUGUCUAGAUAUGUUGUAAGGUUAGGAUCAUCAAAGAAAUCCAGCGCAAUCAAAGAGUUAUUCAUUAAUUACUUGAAAAGCAAGAAUUGUAUAAAUGCAAUUUUAAAAUAUUUGAAUGACAUAUUUAAUGUCAAAUAGUAUGCUGAAGAAAUCAUUUUUGUAACUAUUUUAGUUUUUGUGUAAUUGAUUAAUAACAUAGGCUACACUUCUUACAGAUGUUUGGAAAAAUUGUGUUUUUUCUUAGUUAUUAAUAAAUUACUCAAAAACUAAUUGAGUUAUAAUAAUAAUUCUUUCACUAAACGAUUCUGUAUUAAAUUUUGCAUCGAUUUAUGUUAUAAAUUUGUAAUUUAUUAAAAUUUAUCCAAUUAAAACAGUUUUUCUUCAAAGAAUUACAAAA
Molecule: messenger RNA, 4713 nt
Organism: Dalotia coriaria
Lineage: Eukaryota; Metazoa; Arthropoda; Insecta; Coleoptera; Staphylinidae
Product: max dimerization protein 1-like
Exons: 6
Coding region: 597-1436 (279 amino acids)
Biological process (GO): regulation of transcription by RNA polymerase II
Molecular function (GO): RNA polymerase II cis-regulatory region sequence-specific DNA binding; protein dimerization activity; DNA-binding transcription factor activity, RNA polymerase II-specific
Source: RefSeq, a predicted model, not a curated record